AUGGAUAGUGAUCUUUCAUCUGUGGAGCUGGAUGCAGAGGGGUAUGAAGACAGUCCCGAGCUUCCUGAAGACAGCCCUUUUGGCUCAGAACGAGAAGAGGACGAUGAAUAUCAAUACCUUCCUGAAAAUGAAGAGGACGACGAGAAAGUACAAUUGAGCAACAGCAGUCGUCCUAAAAGGGGGUCUGCAAGAGGUGUGGACGAAAAUGACACAACAGGUCGUAGUUCAGGUCGAAAGAGGACUGUAGGAAACGCUUUUGAAGAGCCAGGAUCAAGUCCGGUCAAAAAAACUCGUAAGAAUGGUGGUGGGAUCGACUUGCAGAACCUGGAUGAUGACGACGAAGAUGAUGAAGUGAAUGAAGAGGAAGAAGUAGAGGAAGAAGAGGAAGAAGGCGAUGCUGUCAUCAACGCCAGUACCGGUGAGCAACCGAACGCAGAAACUCUUCAACAACAAGAACUCAAGAAAAACAGUCGCAGCAAAAUAAUGAUGGAGCUACUGGACAACUCAUCACGCAGGAACUCAAAGCUUUCGGAAAAAGAGUUGCAACUGCGUCGUGCGGAGAACGCUCGCAAACGUAAGAAUUUGAGUGAGAAAAAGCUGGAAGAAGAAAAACAAGACACCAUCAAUAAGCUGCUGCGAAGACGUGCGGGCAGGACCCGAGGCCCUGUUCCAACUGACGGCAAAAACAAAACUGAGGAUUACACAGAAGAAAAUGCCGAUUUCACGAAGCCCAGAAGGGCGUACAACUCUAAAGGUAUGGUUCGUAUAGUACGAAAGGCUGAUGAAACGGUCUAUGCAACUUUCUAA
Molecule: messenger RNA, 807 nt
Organism: Lachancea lanzarotensis
Lineage: Eukaryota; Fungi; Ascomycota; Saccharomycetes; Saccharomycetales; Saccharomycetaceae
Gene: IES2
Product: LALA0S12e02806g1_1
Exons: 1
Coding region: 1-807 (268 amino acids)
Biological process (GO): chromatin remodeling
Cellular component (GO): Ino80 complex
Source: RefSeq, a predicted model, not a curated record